Molecule: messenger RNA, 204 nt
Organism: Colius striatus (speckled mousebird)
Lineage: Eukaryota; Metazoa; Chordata; Aves; Coliiformes; Coliidae
Gene: DEFB1
Product: defensin beta 1
Exons: 2
Coding region: 1-204 (67 amino acids)
Biological process (GO): defense response to Gram-negative bacterium; innate immune response in mucosa; defense response to Gram-positive bacterium
Cellular component (GO): extracellular region
Molecular function (GO): CCR6 chemokine receptor binding
Source: RefSeq, a predicted model, not a curated record
AUGUCAAUGAAAACUAUGAAGAUACUCUUGCUACUGGUUCUUCUUUUCCCUGUGGUGUCCCAGGCUGCUGCAGUUACAGCAUCAGACACUGUUAUGUGUCGGAAGACCAAAGGCAAAUGUUCAUUCCUGUUGUGUCCCAUGUUUAAGAGACCCAAGGGUACCUGUUACAAUGGACUGGCAAAGUGCUGCAGGCCAUUUUGGUGA